AUGAAGAGUAAUAAACAAAGUAAUGAGGAUGAAAAGAAUUAUAUUAGGGCAAUUCGGAUCUCAAAGAUCCAUAAUCUCAAAAAUCGCCUAACCUCAGAGCUUACAAAUAGUCAAAUAAGUAUUACAAUGGAGGAUAUCUUGAAUAUUAGUGCAACAAAUGAAAUUGAUGAUGAAGAAGAUUCAGAAUAUUAUAAGAAGUUUAUGGAAUCUAUUAAAGCAACUAAUAGUAAUUCUAGUUCAAAUACUGCAGAUAUUUCGACAAAUAUUAACAAUAAUAUAUCCAAUAAAUCUACUACUGAGUCCUCUUUACAAGAAAGUGAUCUAGAUUCAAAUGAGAGUGAAUAUAUUGAUGAUACAAGCAAUUAUGAUACUAACUACGAAGCCAUAUUAACAUCUCUGGAGACACGAAGAAGAUUACCAGAGAUCGAUCAUAGUUCCAUAGAUUAUCCACUAAUUAUUAAGUGUAUCUAUAGAGAGGUUGAUGAGUUACGAAAACUCAAGAGUCAUGAAGUAAAUCAUAUUAGAUUAAUUCAUAAUGGAAUACAUGCUAAGAAAUUGAAAAGUAGACAAAAUAUACAAUCCAAAACAUCUGAAGUUGAAAAUACGGAUAUACCGAAACCUAUACUUAAGUUCUCACAAUGUGGCCUACCAUCAGGUAUAAAUAAGUAUCUACAAUCCAAAGAUAUUAUUAAACCUUUUCCAAUACAAAUGCAAAGUAUACCUAUACUUAUGAGUGGUAAAGAUAUGAUUGGGAUAGCUGAAACUGGUAGUGGAAAGACUCUGGCCUAUGUAUUACCACUUAUUCGUCAUGUUAUAAUUCAAAAAAGCAAUAAUUAUCCCUUUAACAAAAUGGAGAGGAGUAAUACAACUAUUAACACCAAUAUUCACUAUGUAACUGCUCUAAUUAUAGUCCCGACUAGAGAAUUGGCAUUACAAGUAUAUAAACAGACUAAAAUAUUAUCUAAUAUUGUUAAAUUAAAUUCAACUGUUAUAUGUGGAGGUUUUAGUAUAAGUAAUCAACUCAAUAAACUUAGAUCUGGAUGUGACAUUGUCGUUUGCACUCCUGGAAGAUUCAUUGAUAUUAUUUCACUAAAUUAUAAGAGAGUGUCAGUAUUCCAAUAUAUAUCCUAUAUUGUCAUUGAUGAAGGUGAUAGACUACUAGAUAUGGGAUUUGCUCCACAACUUACAAAUAUACUUAGUAUUAUUAGACCAGAUAGACAAUGUUGUAUUUUUUCUGCUACAUUUCCUCCAGUUGUAGAGCAACUUGUUAACAAUUUACUUACAAAUCCUAUCCAAGUAAUUGUUGGACAAAAAGGACAACUUACAAGUAAUGUUAAACAGCAUAUUGAAUUAUGGAAAGAUGAUCAAGAAAAAUUUUAUAGACUUCUCCAAUUAUUAGGAGAAUGGUCAGAAUUUGGAUUAAUUGUUAUUUUCUGUAAUAGACAAGUUGAAGUUGAUGAAUUAUAUGCCCAAUUACUUCCAUAUGGUUAUAAAUGUUUUACUUUACAUAGUGGGCAAGAUAAUAAUGAUAGACAUUCAAAUCUUAUGCAAUUCUCUAAGUCAAAUAAAGUUGAAAUUAGUUCUGGAAAUAAUAUUUUGAUUGCUACAUCAAUAUUCUCACGUGGCUUACAUAUUGACAAUAUCCUUGUAGUUAUUAAUUAUGGUCCACCGCAUCAUAUUGAGGAUUAUAUACAUCGUGUUGGACGUACAGGACGUGCUGGAAAAUUUGGUACUUCCUUCACAUUAUUACUCUCUAGUGAAAUUUCUCAAUGUUUUGAUCUUAUUGAGUUAACCCAAAAAUAUGAUAAUGAUAUUGUAAUUAUUGAUCAAAAGGUUAUAGAUAGUUAUAAUAAUGAAAAAAUAAAAUUUUGUUUUGAAAGAUCUGAACAAACCAGAAAUAAGAGGAAUCGUAAAAGUAAUUUUGGAUUUGGUGGUAAGGGAUACAAAUUUUCUAAAGAUGAGAAAACAUCUUUACAAUUACUUAAAGAUGAUACUAAAAAAAUCCUUGGACUUGUACCUGAAAAUAAUCUUGAAUAUGAACCAAUUAAUGAAUUUGAUAAUGAGAUUCAUUAUGAUGCACUUAAUAAUAAUAGGCAAACCACUACUACUAAUGUUGACUCUAACCUUGAACUUACACAAUCAUUAUCCUUAUUUUCAAAUAACACUGAGUACUAUCAAAAUAUACCAAUUAAUACUAAGGAUACUACUCAACAAGUUUCAGUAACAAAUAAAACUAAUGAUGCAGAAAAGGCACUUCUACAAGCAAUUAGUGCUGCCAGACUUAUUGAUAUUUCAAAAUCAGUAAGCAAUUCGUCAAAUAUAAAUAGUAUCAAUGGUACUAGUUCUGGAACUAUUAUAAAUGAUUCAAUUAAUUCCCAUCAUUUACUUAGUGGUCGUAUUGUUGAUACAUUUGAAAUUAAUGAUUAUCCUAGUUAUAUUAGACAAAGAAUUGUACAUAAAGAUAUACUGAAAUGUGUUAAUGAGAAUUGUGGUGUUGUUUGCCAAGUUAAGGGUGUUUAUAUACCCCCUUCAACUACCAACACUAAUAAUUCACUCAAUAUUCUUUCAAUAAAUAAUAAUAAUAACUUGUCACUAAUAAAUUCUUCAAACAGUUCUAGUAUAUUAGCGAAUCAAUCAGUACUAAGACUUGGAGAAAAUAGAAAACUCUAUGUAGAGAUCAAUGGUCCAAAUCAUAUCAAAGUACAAAAGGCAAUACAUGAAUUUAAUGUAAUUAUUAACAUGCUGAAAAAACAGCAUCAACAAUUAAAUAAUAAAAUGAAUCAUUACAAUAUUGGUAAAUAUUCAUUAUCUAAUAGACUUAACAGAUAA
Molecule: messenger RNA, 2829 nt
Organism: Cryptosporidium muris RN66
Lineage: Eukaryota; Apicomplexa; Conoidasida; Eucoccidiorida; Cryptosporidiidae
Product: DEAD/DEAH box helicase family protein
Exons: 1
Coding region: 1-2829 (942 amino acids)
Biological process (GO): maturation of LSU-rRNA from tricistronic rRNA transcript (SSU-rRNA, 5.8S rRNA, LSU-rRNA)
Cellular component (GO): nucleolus
Molecular function (GO): ATP binding; nucleic acid binding
Source: RefSeq, a predicted model, not a curated record